GCUGGAGGGUGCUCUCUAAUAAGCCAUCUUGGUCAAAUGCGCUCUGCAGACCAGUUCAGCUUUACUGCUGAAUUUCACCAGUUAGUCAUUUUAUCCACAGACAGUCAGACCGACAGACGUUAGAAAGGGUAUAGAGCUAAAAUAUAUAUUAGAUUUCAGUCAUUUUGGCGCUGGCAGGCUCCGCUAGUGUAGCAUUGUAGAUUGUAGAAUUUAGCGGCCUGCGAUGUCAGAUUUACUAAUCUAGACAUUUAUUUUAUUUUAUUCUAGGUGUAACGUUAAACACUGCGAUACCGCUUUUGAAAUAGUGUGACGUUAUGAUGUAAGCAACAUCUGUUUCUGUUUUCCGCUGCUGUUAACCUUUUUCUUAAAAAUGCUACUCAUGGAUUGACUGCAGAGGCAGAAACUGGCCUGAGAUGGAUGAAAUCUUGUCCUGACACAGAAAUCGACAAACCUCCUUUUUCCCAAAGCUGGAAAAAUGAAGUAUUUUUUCAGCGAGACUAAUAUUAAGAGCUCCUGGGACCAAGUUUUUUCUGCAUUUUGGCAGAGAUACCCCAAUCCCUUUAGCACCCAUGUUCUGACGGAGGACGUAGUGUAUCGGAGUGUGACUGCAGACCACCGGCUCAUCACCCGGCGCCUCCUGACCAAAACUAACCGUCUCCCACGCUGGGCUGAAAGGUUCUUCCCCACCAACCUGUCCCGCAGCGUUUAUAUUCUAGAAGAUUCAGUGGUGGACCCUGUCAGCAAGAGCCUCAGCACAUACACCUGGAACCUUAAUCACACUACACUUAUGACGGUUACAGAGCGAUGUGUAUUUAGAGAAUCUGCGGGUCAUCCGUCAUGGACACAGCUUAAGCGUGAGGCCUGGGUCUCCUCAAGUAUGUUUGGCUUCUCUAGAGCCAUACAGGAGUUCGGACUGGCUCGCUUUAAGAGUAACCAAAUGAAGGCCAUGAAGGGGCUGGAAUACGCACUGGCUAAAUUACACGGUAUGCUUAAGUGGGAGGAAAAGAGCAACAUGAGAUGGUCAGCAGUGGCCCCUGAGGGCCUCUGUCAGGGAGGCAUCUGAGAAAGCAAAGGAAGCGGCUCUCGCUGCCACAGAAACAGCAAAACACCUUGCUUCAGCUGCCACACCACAGAAACUACGACAGUAUGUGUGAUGAACACACACACACACACAGGACUGGGCUGAAAACCACACACACACUCCUGAUACUGGGCUAAAAUCAUCUCACGCAUUAAAGUGAUAAUCCUGUAAAAAUCAAUAACACCCCCAAACACCCCCCCCUCCCCUGACCACUUACUUCUUGAAGAACAUUCAAACAUUACUGUUAUCUGUGAAUUGGAGCCUUACUGUGAUCAGCUGAGUGUGUGUCUGUGUGUUUGACUGCAGUAUGCUAUCAGUGCAGUAAUCAUUACUGCAGAACACUGCACUGUCUUUGCAUCUGAUGUGGUUUAAUUAAAUCAUCCAAACAAAUCACAAUGUAAUUUGCUGGAAAUAUUCUAAUUAUGAGAUAAUUUAAAAUCAUGUUGGCAGCACUGAAAAAACAUUGAAAAUGAUUUAAUGAUGCAAAUGUACUGUUUAUUUAUCAAUAAUGUAUUUUAUAUAUAACUGAAAAAGGAAACGAAAUGUUCAUUUUGAGUAAUUAUAUCAAUACAGCAAAUACAUAAAUAAAACUAUUUCAGUUUACCUGG
Molecule: messenger RNA, 1689 nt
Organism: Colossoma macropomum (tambaqui)
Lineage: Eukaryota; Metazoa; Chordata; Actinopteri; Characiformes; Serrasalmidae
Product: PRELI domain-containing protein 1, mitochondrial-like
Exons: 6
Coding region: 476-1063 (195 amino acids)
Biological process (GO): phospholipid transport
Cellular component (GO): mitochondrial intermembrane space
Molecular function (GO): phosphatidic acid transfer activity
Source: RefSeq, a predicted model, not a curated record